Temnothorax curvispinosus is the source of this 430-nucleotide messenger RNA. RefSeq lists its product as uncharacterized. The coding region runs from base 1 to 306 and encodes 101 amino acids. The transcript has 6 exons. NCBI's taxonomy places the organism in Eukaryota, Metazoa, Arthropoda, Insecta, Hymenoptera, Formicidae. The record is from RefSeq and is a predicted model, not a curated record.
AUGACCAAUGAUAAGGGAUCACUCCUAUUAAAUAUGGCAACCAACGGCGCCAUAAAAAAGGUGCCAACAAAAGGCGCAAUUAAGAGCCAAGAGGAUGACACAAAAAGGCGAAGCCCGAGGCUAGCUGCCUUAAAUAAACAAAAGACACAAGACCAAAAUAAGGAAACCGCGAGAGCCCUGAAAGAUAUUAUAAAUACCCAUAUAGCAGAACGAAGGACCAAUCCCAGGCUUAGAGCCAAAAUGGAAAACAAAAAAACGACGAAGGAUUUUCGUAUCUCGAGGGGCCAAAUAAGUUGGAACAUAUAAACUUCCGGUGCUUAUAUAUAACAACUGAACGUUGUUGCAAAAUACUGCAAAAUAAUCAACGGUUACGUGAGAUUACACUUCAAGGAGACAUUAUAAUUGAUUUUAUUAUAAUUGAGUUGACAAA